AUGAAAAUUCAUUGGUAAAAUAUAAUUGUGAUAUAGAUUUAAUUUGUAUUUGAAAAAAAAUGUCAUAAAAAAAGAGAAUGUGUGUUCGUUUAAUUUCCAUUCAACAUGGAAAUUGCAAAAUAUAAUUCUAGUUGUACUUUGAGUAACCCUCGAUUUGGAUGUGUUCCUUUACACUUUAGAUUGUGAAGCUAUCACAAUUAAAUCUGCUUGUAAUAUAAGAUUAUUAAUGAAUAAAGGAAUAAAAUCAUACGAAAAUGCGAAUGGAAUGGUUCAUAGUGUAUUGAUUAAGCUGCUCCAAGAACAACAAAAAUAUAAAAUGAUUAAAAUGCUUAAAAAUUAGGUUGGCAGCUAUAAUAUUAACUAAAAAUUUUUAAAUCUAAAGAGCUAAUCCCAAAGAUGCUUUUGGAAUAUUAAUAAAUAAAGUUGUAUUGA
This is a messenger RNA of Paramecium pentaurelia, 432 nucleotides long. Lineage: Eukaryota; Ciliophora; Oligohymenophorea; Peniculida; Parameciidae. The record is from the annotation of a GenBank genome assembly.